AUGGCCUACUUGUUGUAUGGAACCCUGUUGGGCAGAUUGGCACGUGCCAGACAUACAUUGUACACAUUUAUCCUGAGAACAUCUAUUGAAAGAAGCACUGCUAUGUUUGACAAGGAGAAAGCACAAGAACGACUAUCAAAGCUUUCAGGAGGUGUAGCUGUGAUUAAGGUUGGUGGAGCUAGUGAGGCUGAAGUUGGUGAGAAGAAGGAUAGGGUUACCGACGCUUUAAGUGCUGCAAGAGCUGCUGUUGAAGAGGGUAUUUUGCCUGGUGGUGGUGUGGCUCUUUUAUAUGCUACUAAGGAGUUGGGUAGAAUUGAAUCAUCCAAUAGCGACGAGAAAAUAGGCGUUCAGAUCAUUCAAAAUGCUCUGAAGGCACCUGCUUACACUAUUGCUGCAAAUGCUGGGGUUGAUGGUGCUGUUGUUGUUGGCAAACUACUAGAACAGGAUGAUUUCAAUUUGGGAUAUGAUGCUGCUAAAGGUGAGUAUGUUGACAUGGUAAAAGCUGGAAUCAUCGAUCCCCUUAAAGUUAUCAGAACUGCUCUUGUAGAUGCAGCAAGCAUCUCGGUACUAUUGACAACCACUGAGGCAGCAGUUGUAGAGCGUGCAGAUGCAAAAGCUAGCAAAUCACCAAGUCGCAUGCCAGACAUGGACGAUUAUGAUUACUAAUGAGGUUGAUUAAAGGGAAAGUUUUUAUUUUAGUUGAGUUUUUGCUACAGAGGAUAGUUUCCAGUAAGGGAGUUUUGAAACUGAUUUUAACCAGUGAUUUUUACUUGCCAAAAUCGAGAAUAUUGAGUGGUCAUAUUUGGAUCAUAUUGUUGUAAAAAUCGUGGGGUUUUUAAUGGUUAGCCACUAGCCAGGCAACUCUUGUUCUAAAAAUAUCAGAAGGUUGGCAUUAGAUAAUUAUAUUCGGAAGGUUGAUGUUAUUAGGCUGGAAUCCUAUAAUGUGAUAAACCCACAUAUUUAUCAUAAAUUUCUGUUAUCGUUGAU
Asparagus officinalis (garden asparagus) is the source of this 987-nucleotide messenger RNA. Its product is annotated as chaperonin CPN60-like 2, mitochondrial. Gene Ontology annotation, molecular function: ATP binding; ATP-dependent protein folding chaperone. Gene Ontology annotation, cellular component: mitochondrion; cytosol. The coding region runs from base 1 to 666 and encodes 221 amino acids. Lineage: Eukaryota; Viridiplantae; Streptophyta; Magnoliopsida; Asparagales; Asparagaceae. The transcript has 8 exons. Gene Ontology annotation, biological process: protein refolding. The record is from RefSeq and is a predicted model, not a curated record.